AUGAAUCAUGAAUUUCGGAAAGUGCUUUUGUUUAGUGUCAGUGAAAAUCGUGAAAUGCCACAGCCAUUUGAAAUUUUUUCUUCCACUAUUGGCCUAAAAGACUUGGUGCAUGAUAUAUUAAUUCCUGAAAGUAUUCGGUAUGUAGAACAAUCAGGCAACGCAUUCAGCACAAAUGAAGAUGAAAUCAAGGCAUUUCUUGGUAUGGACCUGGUAAUGGGGUACCAUAUUUUGCCUACAUUUAGAAGCUACUAUGCAACUGAACCCGAUUUAGGUGUUCCUUAUAUAGCUCAGAUUAUGCCACUACAUCGGUUUGAAGAGAUUCGGAAGUACUUACAUUUUUCCAACAAUGCUGAUCAGUCAAUAAAGGAAGACCGCACAUACAAAGUGAUACCUGUAAUUAACCAUUUGAACGAAAUCUUCCAGGAAUCUCUUAGUGCAACUAGGGCUCAAUCUGUAGAUGAGCAUAUGAUCAGAUUCAAAGGACAUAAUAUUAUGCGACAGUAUGUCAAAAAUAAGCCAGUCAAAUGGGGUUUCAAAAUGUGGUGCAGAUGUAAUUCGGAAACUGGCUACCUAUUUGAGUGUGAUUUAUACACUGGCAAAAAAAACCAGGUCCUGAUGUAG
Molecule: messenger RNA, 621 nt
Organism: Schistocerca nitens (vagrant locust)
Lineage: Eukaryota; Metazoa; Arthropoda; Insecta; Orthoptera; Acrididae
Product: piggyBac transposable element-derived protein 4-like
Exons: 1
Coding region: 1-621 (206 amino acids)
Source: RefSeq, a predicted model, not a curated record